AUGCCUCCCCGCAAGCGUCGCAGGGCGCCAACCAACCCCAUCGAGGCAGCAAACCGCAAAUCCGACGCUGAUUUCAUCAGAGACCAUCUCCAGCCCAGCGCCGAAGACCUCGAGCGUGCUCAUUUCUCACAUUAUGACGCCAGCCCCGAGUGGACGAGCUGGACGCAUCCUAAAAGCGGCACAUCUUAUACCCUCUCACUCAAGUCCCCUUCGCAGCUCUCGCAGGAUGAGUUACAAGCGUGCUUUGACCUCAUCGACCACACCAGCGGAGCCGACUACCGCGCUUCGAAAGAUGGAUGGCGGCCGAGUCAUAAGAUGAAAGAGAUGAAGAGCCCCGGACUGCGGUACAUACUCAUGCAAAAGGCCGAUGUAUCGGCGCCCGAAGUCGCCGCUGCUGCUGACGGUGAGAGUGGAGAGGGUGGUUCGGGCGCGGAGGGCAAGAUUUGUGGAUUCACAAGCUUGAUGCCUACUUUUGAAGAGGGUGAGGCUGUGGUCUACUGCUAUGAGAUACACCUCCUGGAAGAAUUACGAGGCGCGGGCGUGGGCCGCACACUCAUGGAUUACCUCGUGAAAGUGGCAGAGAGCAUUCCCAUUAUCGAAAAAGUGAUGCUGACCUGCUUCAUCGCCAACGCCGAGGCGCGCGCCUUCUACGAGAAGCUUGGCUUCGAGAUUGAUGCGCUUUCGCCUGUGGAGAGGAAGUUGCGCUUCGGAAAGGUGUUCGUGCCGGAUUAUGUCAUCAUGAGCAAGAGGGUUCGCGAUAAGAGUCAGGCGGGAAGAGGGGAGCGGUCUGAAUAA
This is a messenger RNA of Colletotrichum orchidophilum, 795 nucleotides long. Its product is annotated as acetyltransferase. Gene Ontology annotation, molecular function: protein N-terminal-serine acetyltransferase activity; histone H4 acetyltransferase activity; histone H2A acetyltransferase activity. NCBI's taxonomy places the organism in Eukaryota, Fungi, Ascomycota, Sordariomycetes, Glomerellales, Glomerellaceae. The coding region runs from base 1 to 795 and encodes 264 amino acids. Gene Ontology annotation, cellular component: nucleus. The transcript has 3 exons. The record is from RefSeq and is a predicted model, not a curated record.